AAUGUCAGAAGACACGUAAAUGUCACAUUGACAUUCUCCGGUCAAACUCCAGUCAAAAUUACACGCAUAUACCCAAAUGUCCGUCCUUUUACAUCGGCCUCUACGACCCGCACCCCGGAGACGUUGAAGCCGAAGAGGCGUUUGGUGUCAAAUUAUCAAAUUUGACUUUUAGAAUCCAUCUCCUAACACCUCACCAUUACUAAAUUACCCGUGAAGAAGUUGACGACAAAUCCCUUAGUAUUAAGUUAUGUAUCGGUGAACGAAACUGGCCGAUCUUGGUGAGAUGACCGAAUCGGAGGAAUCCGAGAAACUUACCAUUGGCGGUGGACGGCGUAUGAGCGUUCAGGCCAUGCAGUCGCUCUACGAGCUGCAGGAGAAUAAUCAGCUUUGCGACGCCACAAUUUUGCUGGAAGAUGGUACCAGCAUUCCGGUACAUAGGGCCAUAUUAUGCGCCUGCAGUACAUAUUUUAAGGCACUAUUUACAACUACAUUACAUGGAAAAAAUAAAACAAACGUUUUACUUCCCGGCGUUUCCUCCGAAAUGAUGCACGCCCUUCUCUCCUAUAUUUACCUAAGAAAACUGAACGUAAACGAAGAUAAUGUCUACAAAUUAUUAACAACAGCCGAUUAUUUGAGUAUCCUCGGAGUUUUAGAGAUAUGUUGCGAUUUCCUUGAAUACAAACUAAAUCCAACGAAUGCAAUAGGAAUUAUGUUAUUCGCGAGAUCGCACUUUUGUCGAAAACUGGCAGAAUCGGCUUGGAAAUAUAUAAUGCGUUUUUUCGUUCAAAUCGCAAGCCAAAGCAACGAAUUACUUGGCUUAAGUUUAAAUGAUUUACAAGAAAUUAUCAACGAUGACGAGUUAAACGUGAAAAGUGAAGAAACCGUUUGGGAAGUUAUUUUAAAAUGGAUUAACCACGAUCCGGAAGAUCGCAAAAAACACAUUGUUUCUCUUAUGAAAUGUAUCAGAUUAGGUUUAUUGGAUACGCAAUUUUUCUUAGAACACGUUAAAGAUCACCCAUAUGUAACGAGUUGCGAAGAGAGUAGACCCAUGAUAAUUGAAACAUUAAAAUUCUUAUAUGAUUUAGAAACGAUUUCUCAUCGCGACGGCGAAGUACCAACUCCAGAAAUAGCAAGACCAAGAGUUCCACACGAGGUUUUAUUCGCUAUUGGUGGAUGGAGCGGUGGUUCUCCAACAAAUUACAUGGAAACUUACGACACCCGAGCCGAUCGUUGGGUAAAAGUUGAAGAAGUCGAUCCUAUGGGACCCAGAGCUUAUCAUGGAACUGCCGUUGUCGACUUUAACAUUUACGUAAUCGGUGGAUUCGAUGGAAUGGACUAUUUCAAUUCUUGUAGGUGCUUUGAUGCCGUGAAUAAAAUUUGGAAGGAAGUUGCUCCGAUGCACGCAAGACGUUGUUAUGUUAGUACGGCUGUUUUAAACGAUCUCAUUUAUGCAAUGGGUGGAUAUGAUGGCCAUCAUCGACAGAAUACCGCUGAAAAGUAUAAUCCGAAAACAAAUCAAUGGAGUUUAAUUGCACCCAUGAAUAUGCAAAGGUCUGAUGCAAGUGCUUGUACACUUAAUGGAAAAAUUUAUAUAACAGGUGGUUUUAAUGGUCAAGAAUGCAUGCAUUCGGCAGAAGUAUACGACGCAGCAAUAAAUCAAUGGUCAUUAAUAAAUCCGAUGCGUUCCCGAAGAUCUGGAGUAUCUUGCAUAGCAUACCAUGGACAUAUAUACGUAGUGGGCGGUUUUAACGGUAUUUCGCGAAUGUGUAGCGGUGAAAAGUUCAAUCCGGCAACGAAUACUUGGUCGCAGAUUCCCGACAUGUACAACCCGAGAAGUAAUUUCGCGAUUGAAGUAAUCGACGAUAUGAUCUUUGUUAUUGGCGGUUUUAACGGGGUAACGACGAUUUACCACGUUGAAUGUUACGAUGAAAAAACGAACGAAUGGUACGAAGCGACCGACAUGAACAUCUACAGAUCGGCUUUAUCGGCUUGCGUAAUAAGCGGCCUACCGAAUGUGCGAGAUUACAUUCAUAAGCAUCGGGAGAAAUUGAUGGAGGAGAAGAGGCAGAAGAUGAUUGCUUUGGAAGCGCAGAGAGAGGCCGCUUUGAACAAUAACGACGCGCUUCAGGUGCAACAGGCCCAGGUACAAAAUGCGCAAAACUUACAGCAGCUAAAUAUGUUGCAGCAGCUAAAUGCCAAUUUGCACAACAAUAAUCCAGCGUUGCCGGCCAAUCCACAUCCGCAACCGAUGGACGUCGUCGAGGACGUCGAACCAGCUCAAGAUCAAUAAUAAAAAAUAAUUAAAUUAAUAAUAAAUAAAAAUAGUGCUUUUAAAAAUCUUCUUUCAAGGAAAAAGGCAUGAACACUUUAAUGAUUAGACUGAGUACUUAAAUAAAACGAUGCAAAAAUUAAAAAGGGAGAAAUGAAGGGGUUUGAAGAGUGAAAAAUCUUUGGGUGGUACCAAAAUUAAAACAUCUAAUAUAAGCUGGACGAAGAACUUUUUUGUUAAUGACACGUCGCUGUGGCGCAUUGAUUUCCCCUAUAUUGCUUAGUAUUAAGGAUUUUUAAAUAGAAAUUUAAAUAAUAAUAGCCACAAAUCAACCAAGCACCUUGUCUUUCAGCGGUUAUGUAUACAUUAAUAUAUAAUGUAAAUAUACACAUUUACUUUUACAUAAUGUAUAUGAAAUAGAAUAAAUAAAAGUUUAUUAUUGCCAUGUUUAA
This is a messenger RNA of Onthophagus taurus, 2721 nucleotides long. RefSeq names its product kelch-like protein 10 (gene klhl10). Gene Ontology annotation, molecular function: protein binding. The record is from RefSeq and is a predicted model, not a curated record. Lineage: Eukaryota; Metazoa; Arthropoda; Insecta; Coleoptera; Scarabaeidae.